GAGUCAUAAACAAACAAGCACUGAGUUUGGUACUUUGCAAAGUAUGAGAACAAACUUUACAAUUUGGAUUCAGUUGGGUGAAGGUGAUACAAGUCUUUGUCUAAUAAUACAGGUCUUUCUACUUAAUAAACGUAUUAUUCUUCAUUCAUUUAUAGGUAAAAAAAAAUUAAAUUAUUGUAUAAUGAUGUUUGAUUCAUGAUUGAAUUGUCAAAUAUAAAAAAGAAAAAAGAAAAAGAAACAGAUUUAUAAGGGAGUGUAGUUAGGGUAAUUUAUAAAAAAGAUUGAAUUAAAGUAAUAGAAAAUUAAAAGGGAUAUGUGAAUAGAGAAAAAUAGUGUGUGAAUAGUACCACCCUAAAUAUAUGAAAAAUGUCUUUUUUCUUAAACUAAUUUAUUAAAAUGUGAAAUUCACUCAUCAGCUUUGACAAAUGAGACCACACUUACCCUUGAAAAGAGGAAUAAGUUUCUUAAUAAUGCUGACUGCUUGACCACAAUAGCCAGAGAAGAUGAUUCUCCAUGGAAAAGUUGGUUUCGAAUCAGACGAUUUACAUAAACCAACAGUAUACUGACAAGGAGGAUAAGGUCCUCAUGAUAGAAAAUUAGAAAUGCAGACUCAACUUGAUUGAUCGAAAAAGACUUCUUAAAAGGGAAGAAUUGAUUAAGAAAAAGCAGACCUUAAUAAAUUAAUAAACCCAACCUGCACCAAACAUCUUUUUGUUCUUACGAGGAGAUAUUCAUCCAUCGAGUAUAUUUAAUGUUAUUGCUCAAUAGCUGUUAAUUAUAAUUUGAAUACGGUCAUUGAUUUAUGCCGGGUUUCAGCAUUUCCACGCUUUGGAAAAUUUCACUAAUAUAUCCAUAAUAUUUGUCCUUUAUAAGAAUAUUAAACUUCUAAAUGCAAGCUCCUGGCAGUUUAAUUCUGGGUUUAAAAAAUCCGGGAGUGGGAGGAAUACCUGCAUUUUUUUUUGACAAUGUCGGAAAUAAUGUAUUUUAAAGCAAGAAUUGCAAUGAGGAUGAGGUGUUACCCGGAUCCUUAUAAAAGAAAGGGUUAUUCUCAUUCAUAAACAGAGACCAGCAGCAUUCCAAACUCCUUCAAUGACUACCAAAAUAGAUCUUCCUUCUUCUUCUUGUCCUCCGCUUCCUUCUCCAUUUCUUAAAUUGACAUACGAUGUGUUCCUCAGUUUCAGAGGUACAGAUACCCGCACAAAUUUCACAGACCAUCUUUAUGCCGCUCUCAAACAGAAAGGAAUAUACACAUUUAGAGAUGAUGAAGAACUUAACAGAGGGGAAUCAAUUGGUCCAAAUCUCUUGAAAGCAAUUCAAGAGUCAAGAUAUGUAAUUGUGGUGUUUUCUCAGAACUACGCCGAUUCUUCGUGGUGUUUGAAUGAGCUUGCAAAAGUAGCUGAAUGCAGGAGAGCCAUGGGACAAACAGUCCUUCCAGUGUUCUACCAUGUUGAUCCAUCUGAUGUACGAAGACAAACUGGGGAACACUUUGGGAAAGCAUUUGAGAAGCAUCAAGAGCGGUUUGGAGGCAAUCCUGACAAAUUGCAGAGGUGGAAAGACGCUCUUGCUGAAGUAGGCAACCUCUCUGGAUGGCAUCUGAAAGAUGGGUACGAAUCCAAAGUCAUUCACGAAAUUGUUGAAAAGAUUUUCACCGAGUUAAAUCAAAUAAUCACAAUAUCUGAGCGUUUACUUGGGAUGGAUUCUCACCUGAAUGAAAUGCUUUCGUACUUGGACAUUGGGUGUCCUGAUGUUCGUAUCAUAGGGAUUUGUGGUAUGGGUGGUAUCGGUAAGACAACUAUUGCACAAGUGGUUUUUGAAAGGGUACAGGCUCAGUUUGAAGGUUGCAGCUUUCUUGAGAAUGUUAGAGAGGUAACUGAAAAGCAAGGUGCAGUUCAUUUACAAGAGCAACUUCUUUCGAAUUUGCUGAAAUGUAGUGUAAAUGUACAGAACACUAAAACGGGAAAAAAGAUAAUGAGGCAGAGACUAAGUACUAAAACGGUUCUUAUCAUUCUUGAUGAUGUGGACAAAGAAAAACAAUUGGAAGCAUUGUGUGAUAGGGAAUCGGUUGGUCCAGGCAGUAGAAUCAUCAUAACUUGUAGAGAUGAACAUUUGCUCAGUGCAGUUGAAGGAGACAAAGUAUAUAAGGUGAACUCAUUAACUGAUGCUGAAGCUCUUCAGCUUUUCAGUAUGAAAGCCUUCAAGAAAGACCAGCUGGUUGGAAAAGAAAUUCUGAAGCUAUCCAAAGAAUUGUUGAAAUAUGCUAAUGGCCUUCCACUAGCUAUUGAAGUUUUGGGUUCUUUAGUUAAGGGUAGAGGGGUAGAGUUAUGGUCAAGUGUAUUGGAAAGACUUGAAGAAAGUCCUAAUAAAGAAAUUAGUAAUGUUCUCAAGGUUAGUUUUGAUGGAUUAGAACCAAGGGAACAGAAAAUUUUUUUGGACAUUGCAUGUUUCCUUAAAGGGGUGAACAUAGAUCGUGUAAGAAGAAUACUACAGGGUAGUAAUGCCCACUGUCCAGACUUUGAUAUACAGGUUCUCCUGGACAAAUCUUUGGUAACUCUAUUUGGAUCAAAAUUGUGGAUGCAUGAUUUGAUACAAGAAAUGGGUCGGGAAGUUGUUCUUCAAGAAUGCCGUGAAGAGCCUGGAAAACGUAGCAGGUUGUGGCUUCCAAAUGAGAUUAUCCAUGUACUUGAUCGGAGUAAGGCGACGAGUGCAGUUCAAAGCGUAUUCCUCGGUCCAACAAAAGACGAUGUUGUUCACUCAAUUGAUAAUGCCUUCUCGAAGAUGGACAGAUUGAGAUUGCUCAAGAUUUGGAAUGUGAAGUUUUCCGGAAACAUCACAUAUCUUUCUAAUGAAUUACAAUAUCUGGAAUGGCAUCAAUGUCCUUUGGAUUCUUUCCCGUCAGACUUUCAACCGGAUAAACUUGUUGAAGUUCACAUGUAUCUUAGCCGCAUCAAACAACUAUGGAGGGGAAAAAAAGGAUGGAGAAUGCUACGGCUUAUUGAUCUGAGUGGUUCACAAUACUUGAUGUCGACUCCAGACUUCACUGAGGUUCCUGAUCUUGAAACGUUGGUGCUUCAAAAUUGUACAAGCUUGGUGGAGGUUCACCCAUCUCUUGGAUUUCUGAAGAAACUUGUCUCUUUGAAUAUGACAUAUUGCGAGUCUAUUGAGAGCAUUCCACCUUUCACUGCCCUGGAAUCCCUUCAAAUAUUGAGGCUUUCAUUCUGUUCAGGACUGAAGAAGUUUCCAGAAAUUGAAGGAAAUAUGAAAAGCUUGCUGGAGCUUCAUUUGGAUGGGACCAGCAUUGAGGAAUUGCCUCCAUCAAUUGAACGCUUGACUGGUCUUACCAUGUUGAAUCUAGCAGACUGUAAAAACCUUUUGCAUCUUCCCAAUACCAUUGGGUGCUUGACAUCUUUGAAAAGUCUCGAUCUAACAGGUUGCUCCAAAAUUGAUGAGAUACCUGAGAAUCUGAAUGGUAUAAAAUGUCUGGAGAUGCUUUACAUUGGUGGAACUUCCAUAAGGGAGUUAUCUUUCAUUGUAGGCAUGAAGAAUCUACAGUCUCUAUCCUGCCGAGGAUGUGAAAGUCUAGUGUCAGAAUCAUGCAAGGGUCUGGCUUCGUUAUCGAGUUUGAUAGAGCUAGACUUGAGUUAUUGCAAUCUGAUGGAUGGAGCAAUUCUCAAUGAUUUUAGCAGCCUAAUCUCCUUGGAAUUGUUAGAUUUAAGUGGUAAUUGCUUUGUGCGAUUACCUGAAAGUAUCUCUCAACUCUCAAAACUUGAGACUCUGCGCUUGAAUAAUUGCAAACAGCUUCAAUUGCUGCCCAAGAAGCUUCCGUUAAGUCUUCGAAACAUGAAUGCACAAGAUUGUACUUCACUGACGGAUUACCCAAAUCAAAUCAAAGUAUUGAAUUCAUCGGAGUCGGGAGUUACUACUGUUAAUUCCCUCAAUUCUUCAGCAGUUAAAGUCUCACAAAGUUUUUCAAAUACUGGGGCUGUGGGGGAACUUAUACAAGUGCGUAUGACAUAUAAUCAUACUGAGGGGAAACAAGUUGAUCAUUUGCCAGUGACAGCUGAAGCGGUUCUAAAACAAACGUCUUCCAGGUCAACUUACAUGAGCGUACAUGCUGGAGAUGAAAUUCCAGAGUGGUUCAACACUAUAUCUACCAGGAAUCCCAUAUCAAUCUCGAUGCCUCAAAAUCUGACCGAUGAUAACAAGUGGAACGGAUUUGCCGCGUGUGCUAUAUUCUCAGUCAAGGGGCAUACUGCUCUCUCCCUUAUUGAACCGGAUCCUGAUUUUUCUAAUUACUCGUAUCAAAUGACAUUGGAAACUGAUGUUGUGCGUCUGGAACCAUUUGUGAAGUCAGUGGAAUUUGGCAGCUAUGGAUUAAGUUCUCAUCUGCGUGUGAUUUUCGGUAUACAGCGUUCGGAGUUUCCAGAGCCCCGGUUAAAUCAAUCAACUGUGGUGAGAGCUAUAUUUGAAACCACUAAUCCAUCCAUGGUGGUCCAGAAAUGUGGAAUCCGUGUACUCUAUGAGCAAGAUGCUGAUUGGUUUUACAACAUAAACUACGGUCCUACGAUUUGUCUGAAUGAUGUUCAGGACGCCGCCUCUGUACGGGAGUCUGGCUGGCUUAGUCAACAUUUGAAAUGGGAGAAAUUCAUUCCACCCUUGGAAGAAGAAUACACACUUGAGCUGAGAAAGAACCUUGAGUCUGUUCUUCCGAGAUUCCUUGAGGCACUAAACAGUAAUCAUGUAACGUUCGUAUUUAACCUCAGAGGAAGCCCAGCGGGUUAUUUGUCCUUGAUACGGGGUCAAAUUCGAACCUAGGGCCAAUCAAGCUGCCUCAAAAUCUACACAAGAGCAAGAAGUGGAUGGGAUUUGCAAUAUACGCAUCACUGGAAGUGGGGCAGACAAUGAAAGAGGACAACUAUUGGGUUUUUGUUACACUAUUUGGUACGAAUGUGGCCCAAAAACUUAAGCACGUCGGGCCAUUGUCAGAAAAACAUCAUCAACUAUUUGUCACUUACAUACCGCGGGCACAGAUAUCCGAAGUGUUGUUCACUCAGACAUUAAAAACUGCAAUGUCCAUUGUGGUCGAUAGCCCUCAUGUAAAGGUUCAAAGAUAUGGGUUCCGCAUUGUGUACCAAGAAGAUAUACAAGGGUUUGCUGAUACUAUUAUCCGGUGCAUGCAGAGGGCAGAUUCUCUUGAAUCUCACGAUAAGUUGGUGGUAGAAAACUGGGUAAAGUUGAUACGAUUGCAAGGUGCCCAUUUAGAGAGAAUGACGGAACGGGAUUCCAGAACCCCACGGGAAAAAUACUUUGAAUUGCACUCACAAAAAUAUAGAAAUCAGGACUGGUCUGACCCUCGUCGUGCUUAUUGUGUCUUCAAGAGAGUUGAAAUCUCCAAGUUGAAAUGGUUCGUGCCUUUUAUCAACCAAGGCAACUCGGCAGAAAUCCAACUGCCUCUGAAUGUGUUCGAUGAUGAUAAUUGGUUGGGAUUUGCCGUAUGUUUUCAGUUGUUCCACGACCAAUGUCUCGGCAGUACUGCUCCUGAUUCAGAGGAUGUUAUGCUUAUUUACCGUCUGGCCUCUGAUAUUGCUUGGCAGGGCGUAUUUGAUUCUUACGAGCUGGUAAGUUUAAAGAUUCCAAAGCGAUCGGCAUUCGGUAUAACUUUGUUCUUUUAUACACCGCGCACUAGUCUUAGAAAGGUUUGGAGGCAAUGCAAAUUGGCAAGGAUAACUAUGGAUUUCCCAAUAAGCCCACGCUUUGCGGUGCAUAGUUGUGCCCUUCGUCUACUAUUUAAGGAGGACGUUGAACAUCUUGUAGAAACACUGACCCUCGCCGAAUUACCUUGAACAUCCCCCAGCAUCUGCUGCUCAAUCAUGGAGAAGGUAACUUGUGAGUAGCCUUUCGGCUUACAUUAAUUUUGUAAGUCGCAAUAACUUCUCAUUUGGCUUGGCUGAAGUUCCGAUAUAUAUUUACAUUGACAGUAGGCAAAAGUCUGCAAGCAAGAGUUUCGUAAUGGAGAAUGAGAUAAAAACGUUGUGUGAUAUUUUCUUAAGCUAGAUCAUAUCUAGUGCUUAAUAAUGUGGUGUUUAAGAAUGUUGUUUGCUCCUACUCGAGGAGCAAUUAAUUUGAUUAGUAUUACAUUGAAUGACCUGUUCAUUUGGUCUAGUAAUGUUACUGAAUGGCCUGUUCAUUACAUUGAAUGACCUGUUCAUUUGGUCUAGUAAUGUUACUGAAUGGCCUGUUCAUUUACUGAUUGUCCCAUAAACUGAUUCACGAUUAUAACAAUGAACAUUGGUCCA
This is a messenger RNA of Rosa chinensis, 6293 nucleotides long. RefSeq names its product disease resistance protein RUN1. Bases 1090 to 4812 code for a protein of 1240 amino acids. Gene Ontology annotation, biological process: signal transduction; defense response. NCBI's taxonomy places the organism in Eukaryota, Viridiplantae, Streptophyta, Magnoliopsida, Rosales, Rosaceae. The transcript has 8 exons. The record is from RefSeq and is a predicted model, not a curated record. Gene Ontology annotation, molecular function: protein binding; ADP binding.